This is a messenger RNA of Cynara cardunculus var. scolymus (artichoke), 1120 nucleotides long. Its product is annotated as coiled-coil domain-containing protein 25. The record is from RefSeq and is a predicted model, not a curated record. Bases 129 to 776 code for a protein of 215 amino acids. The transcript has 6 exons. NCBI's taxonomy places the organism in Eukaryota, Viridiplantae, Streptophyta, Magnoliopsida, Asterales, Asteraceae.
UCCAUCGACAAAAGAAAGCAAUUAAAGUCAUCAUCUCUCCUUUUUCCUAAACGCAAACCCUAAAGAGAGGGAGAAAGGGUCUCCUCCGUGGAGAGCAGGGCAAGCAAGGAAGAAGUCAGAGAGCGAAGAUGGUGUUCUACUUCAAAGCCCGACCAGAAGCCGGAGACUACACCAUCUUCAUGGGUCUUGACAAAUUUGAGAACGAGGAACUCAUCAAAUACGGAUUCCCCGAAGACAUUUGGUUCCAUGUGGAUAAAAUGUCUUCUGCCCAUGUUUAUCUGAGGAUGCGCAAGGGUCAGACAAUUGAUGACAUAUCCGAAGGACUUCUUGAAGAUUGUGCUCAGCUUGUCAAAGCAAAUUCUAUCCAAGGAAAUAAAGUGAACAACAUUGAUGUUGUUUAUACUUCUUGGCAAAACCUAAAGAAGACUCCAUCCAUGGAUGUUGGUCAAGUUGGUUUCCACAACAAUAAAGCUGUGCGGACUGUGAGAGUGGAGAAGCGAAUAAAUGAGGUAGUUAAUAGACUAAACAGGACAAAGGUGGAAAGAAAACCUGAUCUGAAAGCUGAGCGUGAAGCAGUCAAUGCGGCCGAAAGGGCAGAGAGGAAACAGCAGCUGAGAGACAAAAAACGACGAGAGGAGAUGGAAAGGCUGGAAAAGGAGCGACAAGCAGAGGUAAGGAGCUACAAAAAUCUGAUGGUUGCCGACAAAAUGACAUCCAAUAAAGAUAUCGCGUCAACCCACAAGUCCUUACAAGAACUGGAAGAGGACUUCAUGUAGACCAACCAUCUUCACAAUGCAAACAUGCCUGUUCUUUGACCACCUUAUGCCAAUGUUCGAACAAACGGAAAGUGGUGUCAAAACUAUUAAUCUCUUGGUUUCUGGAUGUUAAAUAAGAAAGCUAAAAUGGCAACUCCCUUGCUUUGUAUGAAUGAAUAUGGUAUGAACAUAAAUUUAUCUUUAAAUUCUCUUUACAAUACAAUACUUGGAUGUGGCAAUGAUAGGUGUCGUAUUGUUUGUUUCUUUUGCAUGUAUGAUUUAUUUUGAAAUUUGAACCUUAACAAACCUUCCAGUGGCUGUACGGAUACUCGAACGGAUGAUAUUUAAGCUGUUGAGCUUUCUUA